AUGUUACAAAGGAACGGCUCCCAGCUCCUUUUCCUAAUAGCCCUGUGCAGUGUGUUAUAUUCCCGGACUCAGUGUUUGCCAUAUACAUCUAUGAGGUAGGAAUAAUACCGCUAUUACUCAUUUAAAAAUAUAUUGUUUUUGUGCAUGAGGACAUAAAAGGUCUAAAAGAGCAUCAAAAGUUACUUUUGCCAAAGAGUUCAAGAACUGCAAGGACAUACUCACUUGUUAUAUUAUAUGCUGUAGGCCAAUAACUUUAUGUGUACCAAUAGGAAUGUAUAAUAAUAGCCUAUCAUCAUAGACAAAUAAAUUAUAGGCUAUAGUGUUAGUGUUUUAACUUAUUCUAACUCUGGGUUAAUCAAUAAACAAGAUAAUCAACAAUUAAUUCGUCGACUAUAUCCUAGAACAAUACUACUUUCUAACAAUAACAUUUAAGUCUUGAGAAAUGUUAUUUUAUGUAGCCGACAGGCUACUUUUAUAUAAGUGAAUAUUGAUUGUGUUCUCUGGAUGAUUAAGAAAGUAAUGAAUAAUCAGUGGAACGUGGUAAUUUCUUCCAAUGGAAUAUUGGAUGUCAGGAUACAAAAAAUUACGAAUUUAAGUGUCUGUCUGCCUCAUGACAACUUAAUGUCGUUUUGGUAUUGUCUAAGAGUAAUCGACAUACGCCAAUAUUUGUUUUACCCCAAUGUAGCCUAUUGAAACGUUCCGCCCAUGAAAGACUCUCAAACCACCUUUUCAGAUUUUUGCUAGACAGUGUGACUUAAAACUGUUUUAAUCUGUUUGCAGACCGACGAGACACGCAGACGGUCUCUUUACUAGUGGAUACAGCAAACUUCUUGGACAGCUAUCGGCGCGGCGGUACCUGGAAUCCUUGAUUGGAAAGCGAGUCAGGUAGACUGUAGUUCAUGCUUUUCCUUCAGAUCAGCGCGCGGAGUUUGAUGCCCCUAUUAAACGCGUAUUUUAACAGUAUGAUAACAUUGAUAUCCACAUAUUUUCAGGAGCAUUCAGGUUUAUUGAAAACAUGUAGAGUCAGGAAGCUUGACAGAAAUACCUAUUCCACAAAAUUGUCUUCCUGUAUGCAUAUUUCUGUGAUUUUAGUCUCAUUGAAAACAUGUGGAUAUAUCCUUAAGAAAGUUGUAUUAGCGUACCUGCCAUGAAAACGUCUAAUAAUCUCAUUUGUUGUAAUUGUAUGAGAUUUGUCAUCUCAAUAGUGAUUCACUUAUGGUUUAAAUAACCCUAUUUAUUGGAUAAGUUUAGUAAAAGCCUAAACAGGUUAGCAAAAGUCUCAAAAUGAUGGACUAAAAUGUGUUAUGGUUAAUUUGUCACAGUGAUGACAUGAUGGAGGAUCAGGUACCAGUGAAGCGCCACUCAGAUGCCAUAUUCACAGACAACUACAGUCGCUUCCGCAAACAGAUGGCU
Coregonus sp. 'balchen' is the source of this 1413-nucleotide messenger RNA. Lineage: Eukaryota; Metazoa; Chordata; Actinopteri; Salmoniformes; Salmonidae. The record is from the annotation of a GenBank genome assembly.